Messenger RNA from Fonsecaea pedrosoi CBS 271.37, 963 nucleotides. RefSeq lists its product as uncharacterized. The record is from RefSeq and is a predicted model, not a curated record. The transcript has a single exon. Bases 1 to 963 code for a protein of 320 amino acids. NCBI's taxonomy places the organism in Eukaryota, Fungi, Ascomycota, Eurotiomycetes, Chaetothyriales, Herpotrichiellaceae.
AUGCCCGAUGGUUCGCUCUUCAUUUUUGCAGACACUUGCUCGGAGCUGUUUGACGUGGCCAAAAAUGAGACCAUCAGGACAAUGCCUGACUUGCCUGGAAUGCACAGAACCUAUCCCAACACAGGGGGUAGCGUCAUGUUACCCCUACGUGCAGAGAAUAACUAUAAGCCUGAGAUCAUGAUUUGUGGCGGAGGACAAACACAAGCAAUCAACAGUCCUUGCGAGGCAACCUGUGGAAGGCUGAAACCGAUGGGUAAGCGUCCUCUGUGGGAGAUGUCUACGAUGCCAGGCCCCCGAGGAAUGGUGGAGGGGGUUUUACUUCUCGAUGGUACCGUGCUCUGGAUCAACGGCUGUCAUAAAGGUGCGCAAGGUUUUGGACUGGCCACGUACCCGGCAUUGGAAGCUCUAGUCUAUGAUCCGAAAUGGAAUAACUGGACCGUGUCUGGGAGAACGACAAUUGCCAGGCUUUAUCACUCUGUCGCCUUCCUACUUCUGGAUGGAACAGUGCUCAUUGCCGGAAGCAAUCCCAACGAAAUGCCAGUAACCCAACAGCAUGUUGACAUCCAUAAUCAAUACAAGGCAUUCCCCACCGAGUUCAGGAUGGAGACAUGGAUUCCCCCAUACCUUCGUGAUGACAAGGCGUCGCGGAGACCUACGGUGAUGGGCCUCUCGACAUAUAUCUUGAGACGUGGUAAAAGAGUGACCAUCGAGUUCAGCACUGUAGAGCAGGUCAAGACGCUAGACAUUGUCCUAUACAGCGGGGGAUUUAUUACGCACUCAGUCCACAUGGGCCAGGUGAUGGUAUACCUUGAGAACAACGGCUGGGAGACGCUGAGCAAUGGUCGAAAAAGGGUCGUAGCGUGUAUGCCCGAACAGGUCAAACUGGCUCCUGGACCCUACGUGGUUUAUCUGCUGGCCAAUGGCAUUCCCGCAGUUGGGAAAUUUGUUACUGUGCGCGUCUGA